CUUUGUGUUCUGCCUCCGACACCCUCUCGCCCGCCCUCCGUCAAUCACGCAAGGUCUGCCACCCGACCACCCCAUCCGCAGCGCCAACACCUCCGUCGGCCGCCAGAUCCGGAUCCCGUCCCCAUCAUCAACGCCUCCGCCCCCGUCAAGCUCCCUCUACGCGUCUGCCUCCUCCUCGGCCUGGAUCCGCGGCGGCCCUAGAGCGCGGGCGCGCAGGCACGGCCGGCGCGGCUACACGGCGGCGCGGACGCCGCGUCCCCGGCCCCGGUCAUGGCGCGGGUGCAGGAGACCUGCCAUGGCGGCACCGGUCCCAAGCCCUAGCCCUGGUGGCGGCGCGGCAUCAAGCCCCGGCCCCACCGGCGGGCGUGGUCCCGACGGCGGGCGCGAUCCCUGCGCAGGCCUUCUCCUGGUACGCGGUCUGCAGCUGGUCCUCGAGCCUUGCGCCCCUGCGCAUCUCCUCCUCAUGGCUGGCCUUCUCUGCGGCUAGGAGGCCCUAGAGACGCUCGACCUCGGCGCGGAGCAUGGCGGCCUCGCUCUCGUUGGUGGCGACGACUUGCUCGGCGGCGGCGACCUCCUCGCGGGCCUGGACACAACUAGCCGUCGCCUUUUUUGAUGUGACGGUAACAAUCAGCAAACAAACCGUGAAUAACAAUCCUCACCGAACUCGCAGCAUUCUCUCCUCUAAAGCUCCCGCUGGGCAGCUCUCUGCAAGACAUGCUGAUAUACGACACCGGCGACAUUCGCCAGCCGCCCUGCGCCCCGUUCGUGAAGAAUGCGUCAGCCAUGUUCAGUUUCUCGCAGGGCUGCCUUUGUUGGAGGCAAGAAGUGCCCGCAGAUAUCUGGUGCUUUGUUGUGGCACCGCCUCAUGCAUGGGCACCAAGGUCCUCUCGACGCUCGACGGCAUUCAACGGCACAAACAAGAUCCGUGCCUACGCACACUGCGCGAAAAACUCGGAAGAGAUCGCUCUGCUCCUGAUCAACCUGGACGGCAUCAGCACGAACCGCAUCUACGUGACGAGCCAAGGCGCGCACGCCCGGAGCGGAAGGAAGAAGGAGAGCAGGACGUCCGACGUCCACAUCAUCCCUGCAGGGCUCGGCGAAGCAGCAGCCGCGCUCACGAGACAGGAGUACCAUCUAACUCCCAAGGACGGGAACCUGCAGAGCCAGCAGCUGCUGCUGAACGGCAACGUCCUGGCAACCGACGCCGACGGGGAGAUCCCGGAGCUGGAGCCCGUGCAGGUGGAGGGGACGCAGCCCAUAACCGUGGGCCCUUACUCUAUCGUGUUUGCUCACGUCCCCAGCUUCUACGCUCCUGCGUGCCUGUAGCUAGAGUUUUCGACUGGAUUUUUUUUCAGCCUUUCUCGGUGUGCAUCUCGUAGGUUAGGUAAGUCUGUCCGGGUGAACGGCGAAGCUUGUUCAUCUCUGCCCAUAGUCCGUGAAGUGUAAGCUGCUAGGCUGGAAGGUUUGUGGUUUAUGAUUGUUUGGGAAAGGAGUGGUCAGAUAUAUAAUGUGUGAGCAAAAGAAGGAAGGAAGCUGGAAAUGAGAUAAUAAAAGAAAGGGUUUUGAGUUUUA
Zea mays is the source of this 1572-nucleotide messenger RNA. RefSeq lists its product as uncharacterized. The record is from RefSeq and is a predicted model, not a curated record. Gene Ontology annotation, molecular function: beta-glucuronidase activity. Bases 715 to 1326 code for a protein of 203 amino acids. The transcript has 3 exons. Gene Ontology annotation, cellular component: plant-type cell wall. Lineage: Eukaryota; Viridiplantae; Streptophyta; Magnoliopsida; Poales; Poaceae.